Messenger RNA from Cyclospora cayetanensis, 2316 nucleotides. Its product is annotated as glycine--tRNA ligase. Lineage: Eukaryota; Apicomplexa; Conoidasida; Eucoccidiorida; Eimeriidae. Gene Ontology annotation, biological process: mitochondrial glycyl-tRNA aminoacylation. Gene Ontology annotation, cellular component: cytoplasm; mitochondrion. Gene Ontology annotation, molecular function: glycine-tRNA ligase activity; ATP binding. The annotation marks the transcript as partial. The record is from RefSeq and is a predicted model, not a curated record. The transcript has 5 exons.
AGAGAGAGAGAGAGACAGAGAGAGAGAGAGCGACAGACAGACAGACAGAGACAGAGAGAUAGAGGCCAACAAGGGAGCUUCAUGAUGACGGGGUCGGAUACGAGUAUCGCAUCCCUCGAGCUGCAGCUGCAGCAGCUGCGUGUGGAAGCUGCACGGCUGCAUGAAAAGGCACGCGAACUGCGGCAGCAGCACGCUGGAGCCGCUGAAAUCGACGCUGCAGCUGCCGCUGUGCUUGCCGCGCGCGAGGAGAUUCAGCAUCUAGAAAAGCAGAUCCAACAGCAAGGCGGUUACCAGCAGCCCUCCUUCAUCAAGUACAGGCAACAGUGCGAGAACCUAAUCAAGCGGAAGUUCUUUGUCGUUCCUGCUUAUGAAAUUUACGGCGGCUCUGGAGGCCUCUUCGACUUGGGGCCUCCUGGAUGCGGCUUGAAGAGCCAAAUCGAGGCUCUUUGGAGAUCUCAUUUUGUCCUCGAAGAGGAAAUGCUGGAAGUUUCAGGGCCUUGCCUCACCCCGCACGUAGUUCUCAAGACGUCGGGCCAUGUGGAUCGCUUCACGGAUUUGAUGGUGAAGGAUGUCGUUACACAGGAGUGUUUUCGGGCAGACAAGUACUUGGAAGAGGUCAUUGAGAAGGAGGUCAGGAAGGUGAAGGAGAAUGCGCAGUUGGAAGUCUCGGAGAAGGACGCGAAGAUAGCGGAGCUUGAGCUGAUUCAUCGGCAGGCCGAUGCCUAUACAGCUGAGGAGCUGCAGAGGCUUUUUGAGCGCUUCCAAGUCGUGUCGCCUCACGGCAAUCCUCUUUCUGCUCCCUUUCCCUUCAACCUCAUGUUCGGACUGAAGCUGGGACCUAAGGAGGAGGCUUCCUCCGCAUCUGCCACCCAGGGAAUUCCGCAGGCUGUCAAGGAGCAGCAGCAGCAGAAGCAGCAGAAGCAGCAGCAGCAGCAGCAGCUGGAGGGCCGAGGUUACUUGCGUCCAGAAACGGCUCAGGGUAUAUUUGUGAAUUUUAGGCGCCUCUACGAGUUUGUUGGAGGACGCAUGCCCUUUGCAGCGGCUCAGCUUGGCAUUGGAUUUCGCAACGAGAUCGCUCCCCGAAACGGCUUGCUGCGUGUGAGGGAGUUUCCCAUGGCGGAAAUCGAGCACUUCUGCCAUCCCGAGAAGAAGAACGACUUCCCCAAGUUUGUGGACGUUGAGGAGGCGCUCUUGCCGCUUUUCCCCAGAGAGCGGCAACUGGGGUGUGGAGUGCUGCUCACCGAUAUGCCGCUCAGGGAUGCUGUGGCAAAGGGCAUCGUGGCGAACAAGACGCUUGCUUACUUUCUUGCCAGAACGUACAGCUUCCUGCUCAAGAUCGGCCUGCAGCAAAAACACAUUCGCUUCAGGCAACACCUCAAAACGGAAAUGGCACACUACGCCUCCGACUGCUGGGAUGCUGAAGUGGAGACGGCCUAUGGAUGGAUCGAAGUCGCUGGGCAUGCAGAUCGUGCAGCCUUCGACCUAAGCAGCCAUACACGGGCCUCUAAGGUGGAUUUGGUUGCGAUGGAGAGGUUUGAUCCUCCGCUUCGGCUGUCAGUGCUAAAGCCAAUUUUCAACAAGCAGCGGAUAGGAGCUGUGUUUCGGCAGAGUCAGAAAGCCGUGGUUGCUGCGAUCGAGGCGUUGUCGGACAAGGAGAAGGAGGCCGUUGAGGAGCAGCUGGAAACAAGUGGGGUGUACAGACUGGUGGUUCCGUCGGCUUGCAGCGGGGGGGGUGACAAGUCGAACGGUGCAAAUGCUGAGGCAUACGACUUGACAAGGGAAAUGGUUCGCUUCGAGGCAGCCACGCAGACUGUCGGCGAGCGCCCCUAUAUCCCCUCAGUAGUUGAGCCGUCAUUUGGCAUUGGUCGCAUUCUCCAUUGCGUUCUGGAGCACAGCUUCUGUUCUAGGGGCAUAGAGGGUCAAGAAGAACGUGUUUUCAUGCGCUUCCCACCCCUGGUGGCUCCCACGAAGGUGGCCUUGCUGCCACUUUCCAACAAUGCGAUGUUCAACCCCAUGUUGCAGCAGCUGAGGCGACAGUGCGUCCUGCAGCAGCUCACCGUCAAGGUCGAUACCAGCGGAGCUUCCAUAGGCCGUCGCUACGCGCGAGUCGAUGAACUUGGCACGCCUUUCGCGCUCACCAUCGACUUCCAGUCGCUAGAAGACAAUGGGGUCACUUUGCGGGAGCGAGACUCCAUGCAACAAGUCCGCAUUCCUGCUGCAGAAGCUCCCGCACGCGUCUCUGAACUGUGUCGUGGCGAACUCCUUUGGAAGGAUAUCCUGAAUCGAUAUCCGCUGGUGGUUGUUUCCGAGCAGUAA